Molecule: messenger RNA, 1347 nt
Organism: Durusdinium trenchii
Lineage: Eukaryota; Dinophyceae; Suessiales; Symbiodiniaceae
Source: the annotation of a GenBank genome assembly
AUGCUUCAGGCAAGUUUGCGCUCACCUGCGCCAAUCAGAUGUGAGCCUCACCAAGUUGUGAGAGCUCAGGCAGCACGACCUGCGUUUUCCCUUGCCCCUGAUGCAUGGCCUCAAGUAGGUGCAGCCGGUCUCUUUGCUGCCCUUAGUUAUGGCUACCGGAGGUCCAGAUCUACUGCAGGUGCCACUUUGGCUGGUAGUUCAAGAUCGUACGUCCAGAUGAAGCAAAGCAGAACACCAGGCUCAGGGGUUGCGUGCCGAGGGCUUCAAACAGGCAUAGUUGGACUUCCAAACGUGGGAAAGAGCACGCUCUUCAACGCAUUGUGCGAUACUGGCGAGGCCGAAGCAGGGAACUUCCCAUUCUGCACCAUUGACCCCAAUAUGGGGAAAGCUAAAGUCCCAGACGAACGCUUGGAAAAGCUGGCCAGUUUGGCCAAGAGUGAGAAGACAAUUCAUGAGAUGAUCGAGUACGUUGACAUCGCAGGGCUGGUGAGGGGGGCUUCCAAAGGAGAAGGCCUCGGCAACCAGUUUCUGGGCAACAUCCGCAAUGUAGACGCCAUUGUGCAUGUCAUUCGAUGUUUCGAUGACGACGAUGUCACUCAUGUGGACGGCUCCGUGGACCCCGUCCGAGACAUUGAGACGAUCAGCUUAGAACUGAUUUUUGCAGAUGCUGAUCAGUGCACCAAGCGGCUGAAGAAAGUUGAGAGAGAGGUGGUGGGCCAGGUCAAAGGUGCGAAGGAAGAGAAGCAGGCCUUGGAGAAGGUUCUGGUUGCCUUGGAGGAAGGCACGCCAGCGCGAGCAGCAGGCUUGUCUGAACAGGACUUGGAGGCCUUGAAGACGCUUUCGCUGCUAUCUUUGAAGCCUGUCAUCUAUGCUGCCAAUGUUGCGGAGGAUGACCUCGCAGAGGGAAAUGAUUAUGUCAAGGCUGUACAGGGCUAUGCGGCUGAAGCAGGGGACCAGGUGGUGGUCGUUUCUGCGCAGGUUGAGGCAGAACUUAAGGGCCUGGAUGCUGAAGAGCGAGCAGAUUAUUUGGAGUCUUUGGGAGUGAAGGAGAGUGGCUGCGGGAGCUUGGUACAGGCCACCUACAGGACCCUUGGUUUACGAACCUACUUCACCUGCGGGCCAAAGGAGUCUCGCGCGUGGACCAUCCAUGAAGGCUGGAAGGCACCAAAGGCUGCCGGGGUCAUCCAUACGGACUUCGAGAAAGGCUUCAUCAAGGCUGCUACCGUGAGCUACAACGACUUCGUGGAGUGUGGCUCCGAGGAGGCAGCAAAAGAGAAGGGAAAGCUUCGGAUCGAAGGGAAGGAUUACGUCGUGCAAGAAGCUGAUGUGAUGCACUUCAAAGUGUAA